This is a messenger RNA of Cercospora beticola, 1137 nucleotides long. RefSeq names its product lactonase family protein. Gene Ontology annotation, molecular function: 6-phosphogluconolactonase activity; protein binding. The record is from RefSeq and is a predicted model, not a curated record. Lineage: Eukaryota; Fungi; Ascomycota; Dothideomycetes; Mycosphaerellales; Mycosphaerellaceae.
AUGCAUAUCAACCACCUUGCCGCUCUUCUGUUAGCCACACCAGUGUUAUGUAUCGUCCAUGAAAUAAUAGUUGGUACAUUCGGCACGCCGGCUUUGUACACUCUGGGCUUCGACGAUGAAACGGAGCGGUUAACUCUGCUGAGAAACACGACCACUGAUGUUGCAAGCUCAUGGAUCGCAUUGAGCCACGACAAGAAGGCCCUGUACGGAACUCAAUUCGGGUCCUCUCCUGGUGGAUCACCCUCCUUUGUUAGCUAUAGCAUAGUCGAUGGUACCACCCUCGUACCGAACAACAAGACCCUUUCGUUGGGUGGGGAGUGUGCCAACAGUACCGCGAACGCAAUCUUUGUUGUCGCAGACGAGAGACCACCUUAUGCUGUAUAUGGAGUGCCAUUCGGCAGCAAUGCAAACUGUGGAGCUGUCAUGUCUGUCGAUGACACUGGCGCUUUGGACGAAGUGAUCCAGAACUACACUUACGGAUCCGAAUCUGCUGUUCAUGGCAUGGCCAUCGGCUCCGAUGGCUCGUACUUGUUCUCGGCUGAUGAUUCCGGAAAUCAACUCUGGACGCACAAAAUCAAUCGACCUUCGGGUAAUCUUACCCUCAUGGCCAGCGUCUACGGACCAGAAUCAGGAUCGAAUCCCCGCCAUGUUGCAACGCAUCCGGCUGGAGAAUAUCUGUACGCUGUGCUAGAGGAGUCGAAUGAAAUCGGACAGUACUGGAUCGAGGUUACGGGGCAGCUGAGAUGGCAGAAUGUUAGCUUCGGUCUGAUUCCAUCAACGGUCAAUGGUUCCCAAUACUGGUCCGAUGAAGUCGCUCUAUCAAAGAGCUCGAACUUCCUAUGGGCGACAUCCCGUUCCCGUUCAACUUCGUCGACUGGCUACAUCUCCGCAUUCAAUCUCACAGCAAACGGCACAAUUGACCAGCAACUCUUUCUGUUGCCGACGACUUCAAGUGGAGGAUCGGCGAAUGCAGUAGCUCCGAGCGGUUUCAAUGACGAAUAUGUGGCAUUGACUGACUCGUCCGUGGGCUUCGUCGAGAUCUGGAAGCUGGCUGCGAAUGCAUCGGCAGCGACGGUGGUGUCGCAUCUCGAUCUGAAUGACGGAGGGUGCUGUGCGAACGCUGUUUGGUACUCCUGA